AUGGCAUCAAUGAAAAUCUUCACCAUAUCUUUACUUCUUGUUGUUACCUUUUCAAGCAUGAGUCUAGAAGCUCGCAAUCUUUUGCAAACAACCACUCAACCAAAUUUUCCAAGCAUUCCCAAUUUGCCAAAACCAACAUUGUCACCUUUGUCUUCAAUUCCAACAACAUUGUCACCUUUGCCUUCAAUUCCAAUGUUACCUCAAGGCAAUGUUCCUCCAUUGCCUACCAUUCCUUCUCUUCCUAAGCUCACAAUGCCACCACUUCCUAGCAUUCCUACCAAUCCAACUCUCCCAUCUCUCAACCUUCCUCCACUUUCAUCAACUUCACUUUCAAAUCUUCCUACUAUCUCAACCAUUAUUUCAUCCAUCCCAUUCUUCUCUCCACCACCUUCAACCUCUUCCCCUUAA
Molecule: messenger RNA, 408 nt
Organism: Vicia villosa (hairy vetch)
Lineage: Eukaryota; Viridiplantae; Streptophyta; Magnoliopsida; Fabales; Fabaceae
Product: protein PELPK1-like
Exons: 1
Coding region: 1-408 (135 amino acids)
Source: RefSeq, a predicted model, not a curated record